UUUUGACACUCGCGUUUUUGAUAUAACUAAUAAAUAUCGGAGACCAUUUCGCAAGAAAAAUAAUAAUAAGUUCGUUUAAACUCCACUUAGACUAAAAUAAGAUACUUUAUUAGGGAAGUAGAGAAGCCAAAGAAUAUCUUAAUAUUACUUUGUAAAAGUAGUUAAAGAAAAAAAAACGUCUUUAGAGUUGCCUUGUCUUCGCCGCAGGAAACUAUAUUUUAUUUGUAGGUUUUUAAUUUCGUCCUUGUAAAAGAUAUCUUGAUGUUUCAUAGCAUUGUAGAAUAUUAUGCUGAUAGCCAGGAUAGAUGUGGCUACUGCAAAAGUUCCAAUACGCAUUUCAGCCAUGGUAUGUGGGCACAUUCCAUGACUGUUAGCGACUAUCAAGAUCUCAUUGAUAGAGGCUGGCGAAGAUGUGGAAAAUAUUGUUACAAGCCAACUAUGGAUGUUACUUGCUGCCCUAUGUAUACUAUAAGGUGUAGAGCAUUAGAAUUUAAAGCUACAAAGUCUCAGAAGAAAGUAUUGAAGCGUUUCAAUAAAUAUGUAGUGGGACAAGAUACAAAUGAGAGAUCUGAGCCCACCGGGGAUGGCAAUCGGAAGAUGUCUACUUGCAGUAGUGAGGCUGACAUGGCAGAGGGGGUGGAACAAUUCCUGGAGAGUACAAAUGUGCCACAGAAAAUUAACAUUAGCAACAUUGUAAAGGCAGAUGACGAAGAGGGUUUGGAAGAUGCUAAAGACCAAGACCAUUCUAAAGAUGAACCAAAAGUAAAAAUAGCAUCUGCUUCCACGGCAGUAAGCAAUCCAUUAGAUAAGAGUAAGCCUAAAGAAAUGAAAAAAGGUGAAGGGUAUGACCCAGCUAAAGCUCCAAAUAAAAAAGCAAAGCAAUUAAGAUUGGAGAGGAAAAUGGAGAAACUUAAGGAAAAAGGGAUUGAUAUUAACUCUUUGUCCAAUAUAAAUAAAAAUAAGGAAAAAGAAGUAGAGGACUUUAUAAAUGAAUUACCCAAUGAUGUCAAACACAAACUAGAGAUAAAAUUAGUAAGAACUGCACCUCCAAGCCCUGAAUGGGAGGCAACUAUGAAAGAGACUUGUGAAGUUUAUGCCAAGUAUCAGACAAUCAUACAUAAUGACAAACCUGAAAAAUGUACACCAACAAAGUUUCUUAGCUUUUUAGUGCAGAGCCCAUUGCUGGAAGAACAUAGUGAAUCUGCGCCCCCAUUUGGCUAUGGCUCUUUCCAUCAACAAUAUUGGCUUGACGGAAAGCUCAUAGCGGUUGGCGUUAUAGACAUAUUACCCAAGUGUGUUUCAUCAGUUUAUUUCUUCUAUGACCCAGCAUAUACACAUCUUACACUGGGCACUUAUGGAGCUUUAAGGGAGAUAGCUUUCACUAGACAGCUGCAGUCAGUCAGCCCCGCGCUAAAGUAUUACUACAUGGGCUACUACAUCCACUCCUGUAAGAAGAUGCGGUACAAGGGCAACUUCUAUCCUUCCGAUCUAGCGUGCCCUGAGACUUAUAAAUGGUUCCCAUUGAAGGACUGUAUUCCUAAGCUCGAAGUAACGCCAUAUUCUAGACUAGACCCGGAUAUUGAUAGUGUUGAUGACAACCAUCCGAAAGCUGACGAUAUUAAUUAUGUACCCGUGUUAGCCAAAGGUGUUGUAAUGCCAUAUAAGACUUAUAAGAGGAAAAGUAAGAAAAGUAACUUUGAAGAGCUAUUGCUGCAGUAUUCACAAUUAGUUGGAGUGAUUUGUGCCAAGCGGAUGAUAAUAGUAAGUCAAUGAGAGUAUAAUGUAGUUACUAUAGAAAAUGUUGUUGUUUCUAGUUUAAUUCCCACCUUCAAUGUAAAUCUGUUUGUUCUUUGUACUUAAAUAGUGUUUUGUGGUGUAAUAAUGUUUAGUGUAAACUACCUUCGCCAUUUACUAGUACUUCACGGAUUGUACUUGGAUGUUGACGCAUUUAUCGAUGUCGCAUCAGCACAAGCAGAUGAUGUCUUAUACUAAAUUUCUUCUUCAUCUUAUACUUCAGACUAAUUGACUUAGGCACACCAGGCACGAGCUGAAAUUAUCAUAAUUCCGUACCAGAAUCUCUAAGUCACAGUAAAAAAAAAUCGCAUAUUGUCUAUGGUACCCGCUUUUAUGUAUAAAAAAAUAAUAAGAAAUUUAGAAUUUAUUAGUCACGAAAUAGCUGAUACAGCUCGUGUGCAGUGUGGCAUAGCCGAUUCGGCGUUUACAAAUGCGGUAAUACUCUUAAGGGCCACUUGCGUCAUUUAGGGGUUAACCGGUUAAACCCAGAGUUACUAGUACAAUUAAACCCUGUGUUAACGGUUAACUAAUGCAAGUGUUAACGGAUGCAAGUUCAAGUGGCCUGAAUGAAGAUCUAUAGUUGCUCAACAUACAAAUGCUUCAUAAAUAUUAAUUUUCAUAAAAGUUACAAUAAUAUACGUCCGAUAUCGAUUUAAUUAUGUCUAACUAGUCAUAAUUAAUAAGUUUAAUUAUUUUUUCCUUAUACUAAUGUUAUUAAACGUGCUAAAAUAAAAUGUAAUAAAAGCAAAUCAUUAGGUACACACAGUUACAUAGCGAAUAUCACGGGUUAUUCCCACUAGUUACCACCAAAAUUUGGUUAGCGUUCAAUAUUAAAAAAAAAUUGUAUAAAUAGAGAGUGCUUUAAUCAAUAAUUAAUUAAAAGUACAAUUAAUUAUAAGUUAAUUAAUUAUAAGUCGAUUAGUCUUUCAGGAAACUGCCUUAAGAGUGAUCAAAAAUAUUAAACCCGGUGCAAGUGCAAAAAAAAAACAAAAAAACAAAUUAUUAAGAGAGAAAUUAACGUUUGGAUAAAAUUAUAAUUUAAAUUAGAAUUUAUUUCUCCAAAAGUAUGUAUAUUACAGUUCACUUACAUAGAAAUACAGAUAUACAAGCAAUCAUAAUAUACAUUAUUUACAUAGUGCACGAAUAGCAAUAAAUAUAUUUUACAGUACAUAUGGUGCUACUUUAUCGCACUAGUGCGAAAAUUAGCAUAUUACGUUACUGUGCCGAACAUUUAAAGGGCCAUAUGUACUGUAAAAUGUUGUACGAUACAUGUGCGAAUAGGUAAUUCGCAACUCGUGUCGAUUUAAAACACUCCCUUCGGUCGUGUUUUAAUGUAUCGCCACUUGUUUCGAAUUUCCUAUUUUUCGCACUUGUAUCGUAAUGUACUAAUACCUAUUUAUUUCUGUAAGAAAAAAGUGGAUAUGUACUGUGUGAAUUGGCAACUGGUCAGCUAAGUAUACGAGUAGUACAGUGAAAUUGUCAUCGCGCGAGCGCGGGCGGACCGGGCUGUCGCGCAGACCAGCAUAACGUGACCGAGACAUUGAUAAAGAGAGCGCGCCAGAGAUACGCGUUUAUACUGGUUGGUCUGAGCGGUCAACACGUCCGCCGAGCUCGCCCAGCAGUUGGCGAUAACAGUCCUACAACAUGCAUGGAGUUAUAUUACGUGUUAACUUUUAAUCGCUACGCGCCGAUAGCAAUUCAAUCAAUGUUGUUUGUUAAAAAAAUAUAUUUAUAUUUAUUUUUACGUAUAAUAUAUAUUUUAUUUUGUUUUAUUUGGAAUUAUUUAUUACAUUAUAUUAAUCAUUAGAUUAUAUGUUUUUUUUUCCUUUUUGCUAUCAACCUCGAGAGCAUGAGAGCAUUUAUGUUAUUAAUUGUAAAUUGAAUGAAUUGUGACGUCAUCUAUGAAACCUGGAUAUUUUGUCAAGGGCGCUUACGCUACACUGCGUAGCGGAGCGUUGUAUUUAUAUAGGAGCAUCGUUGAUAAUGGCGUAAGCGCCAUCGACAAUAAGUCCCUUUCAAUAAAUAACGUUACAAUUAUGAACGAACAAACAAAUCAGUCAAAGACGGUUUUUUUUAUCGAUUUUAAGGCAGGUUACUGAAACACUAAUCGACUUAUAAUUAAACUAAUAAUUAAAUAACUUUUAAUUAAUUAUUGAUCAAAGCACUCUCUAUUUAAACUGUUUUUAUUACUAUUGAAUGCUAAUCAAAUUUUGGUGGUAAUUACUGCGAAAAAAAAAUCCCACCUUUUACCAGUGGUAACUAGUGGGAUUUUUUUUUCCCAGUUACCAGUGGUAAAAGGUGGGGAAAAAAUUCCCAGUAGUUACCACUGCUAACAACUUGGUGGUAACUAGCCGGAAUAACCCAAUAUCACAAGCAGUUUUAUAAAAUAACAUAUAUUCCAGUCUACCCCUGGUGGAAAGGUUAGAACAUAGCCAAAUCAUUUGUGCUGUUUUCAGUCAAUAAUGCGGUAGUUAAGAAUACAUUUAUCGACAACAAGUUUUCAAGCAAACAGUGUCUGUCUUUUGCUUGAAAACGCCGCAUGAAUGUUUAAGCAAGUCUUGCGUACAAAAGUCUUUUUGUUAGCAAUACCUAACUGAAAAUGAUAAUGCGCGGUAGGAGUAUAGUAUACCUAUAUUGUUCGCGUCAUCCUAUUAAUAUACGCUCAUGAGGCGAGUGCUAUGUAUAUGAUGGGAAUACUGGACUUGUUUAUUGCGUUCACGUCUAUAUGGGCUGUUUAGAACUAAUGUUCAACUUUAAAAAUUUAUAACAUGUACUUUUUAUAGCACUUGAUCUUUGGAGGCAGGAGAUGUAGGUGUAGGACUGUAUGUAUUGUAAUUCAAUAGACAUCGGCGUAAUUAUAUGAAUUACCCUUUUGACAUGUAAUUUUUUUUUAAUAAAGGAAUAUGAAAUAUGGAUAUGAAUAUACCAGUUUUAUAUGUAUAAAUACUAAAUUAUUGCAAUAUUAAUAUUUUCUAAUUAAACCAUACGAUUAGUAUUGAAUUGUGGCGACUAACAACAAAACCGGUAAUACAUUUGGUCGCAAUUGUACCUAGUUGGUUACUAAAUUCUAUUACUGCUAUAAUCUUUAUCUACAUAAAAUAUACGAACGAAAGUUUAAUAAACUAUAUAUUAAAAUGAAGAACACAAAAUCAGGAAUUACAUAUGACAAUAUCAUACAAAAUGGCAUCCUCUGGCCUUGACACAGGCCCUCAAACGACGAGGCCAGUCAUCAAUAGCGGCACGCACGAUUGUCAUGUCUAAUUCCGUCACUGUCUUAACUAUGGCCCGCUUGAGGGAGUCAAGAUUUGUGUGGGGUUUAGCACAGGUUUUCUCCUCAAUAACCUGCCAUAUGGCAUAAUCCAGGGGGUUAAGGUCCGGGCUGGAGGACGGCCAGUCUUCGUGGGCAAUAAAGUCAAUUUUGUUCCUUCGAAACCAGGCUUGAGUUGUUUUUGCCUUAUGUGCAGGAGCUGAGUCCUGUUGAAAGACCCAUGGCUGGUUUUGAAAUAGGGUGUGGCUUAAGGGCUUCACUAUUGGUUCGAGAACGGUUUCCUGGUAAACUUUGGCACCAGUUUUCACACCUUUUUCACAGAAAUCAACCUGUGUUAGCCCUGAGUAUGGCACACCCAGCCAAAUCAUCACAUAAGAGGGAUGAUGGCCUCGUUGCACUCUCGGAACAGCCGCAAUCGCCUCUUGACUGUUUUUUUGCAUACACUGUCUGUCAUUCUGGCGGUAACACCAUUCUUCAAUGGUAAAUUUUUUUUCAUCUGUAAAUAAUAUUUUUCGUUGGCCAUUUUGUACGUACCGCUUCAAUAGCACGCGACUUCUCUCUAGCCUCAUAGUCUUUAAUCGUCCAAUAAGCAAAUGACCUUUUUGUCUGCGGUAAGCGUGUAGUCCAAAGUCUUCAUUGAUAACUUUUUUUAGGGAGCUUCUCUUCACAGACAUCUGUAUUGCCAACAGCUUUUGCUUCCGGACGGGGUUUCUUGCAAUUCUCGCCUUCACUGCCUUUAUUAGAGCUGGGGUCCGAACGGUGCGUGGUCUUCCAGACCUCUUGCGGUCAUCGAAGCUCUGAGUACUAUUGUAUCUAUUAAUUGUGCGAUAAACAAAUUGUUUGUUGAUUUUUAGGUUUUCAAGCAACUUCAAAAUCAUGUUUGGCGGGUGCCUACAUUUGUGCAACGCAAUUACUGCGAUACGAUUCUCUUUUAGGCCCCAAUUCAUUAUAGAUACGACGAGAUAAGCGUUAUGUGUGGUAUAUAAUUAUAGCUCACAAAUCCACCACAUUAUGUAAUUUUUUAUUUUUUCGGUAGCAUUUGUUUUAACGGAUAUAAAAAACUUAGUAACCAACUAGGUAUUACAUAUUUAAUUCCUGAAAUAAAUAGCAUGAAUUCUUGAUGAUUUAAUUUACAUAUCUAUGUAUCUGAGUAUUUUUGAUGUACCUUUUUGAAAGUGUACUGUAUUAUUUAUAAAAAUGGAAGUUAGAAAUUUAUUUUUUAAUUGCUCUUUUAACAAUAAACUAUUAAGUUACUUA
This is a messenger RNA of Cydia pomonella (codling moth), 6319 nucleotides long. It is a transcript of the gene Ate1, whose product is annotated as arginyl-tRNA--protein transferase 1. The transcript is spliced from 8 exons. Bases 262 to 1773 code for a protein of 503 amino acids. Gene Ontology annotation, biological process: protein arginylation. NCBI's taxonomy places the organism in Eukaryota, Metazoa, Arthropoda, Insecta, Lepidoptera, Tortricidae. Gene Ontology annotation, cellular component: cytoplasm. The record is from RefSeq and is a predicted model, not a curated record. Gene Ontology annotation, molecular function: arginyl-tRNA--protein transferase activity.